AUGAUAACCUCAAGGAGUACCCAAAAGAUAACUGAUGAGGUUAUACCAAUACAUGAACUUCUCGAACAUAUUAAUAUUAAGACUUACUAUGAACAAAAUAACAAAAAUUUAAAGUUUCAUACUUUCUCACUCGAUCAUACUAAAAACUCGGAUUUGAAUUUAACUAAAAUAAUCAGUUUACCUGCCACUUCACAUGGAUUGAUCUCAGCAAUCAUCCAUGCUUAUACUCUUCACCAACAUCUUCGAAUAUCACCAGACGAUAUAUGGUUAACAAUUGCGCAAGGUGUUAGUAAGCAUAUCUGGCUUAAUAGAGAAUGCCUUCGUCACUUGUUUGUCGACCAUGAGGGCAAAAAAAAGAUCGAAGUUGAUGCGCGUCAUCUUUUAAAAUAUAAAGAUAAAGUUAUUUAUGGAGAUUGGCUUCAAGUAAUUGAACAACUUUCAAAUGCCGUUGAUAGACAAGUUAAAAUUAUGGAUUUGAAACAACUCUUCGAAUGUGAUUUUUCAACUUCAACUAAAGCAUCUAUUACUGCAAGUAGAAUUGUCUUGUUAGAUUCAACAAAAGCGUAUUUUCGUUGCCGAUUGCGUGGUGGUUGUGGUAUUCCAAAGGUUACUCUUGAAGGUGCAUUAACAGAUUGGUUUCAUCUUCAAGAUAAAGUCAACAAACUUCGUGAUUUAGGACUUAAUCUUGAUUUCUGGUUAGAUAGGUUGGAACCAGUCAUUGCACAAUUUAUUGACACAUAUAAAGGAAAUGUUGAUGAACGUUUUUGGAACAUGGUUGUUUCUCAAAUUCCCUUAAGUACUUUUGAAACGACUGAUAGAUGGUCAGGAUGGAUAAGUUCUUUGCUUCCAUAUACUAAGCAAAUGCGUAAAAUUACAAAUAAUGUGAUUAUUCCUGAUGAUGUGCCUUCUGGAUUGGUAAAUGUUCCAUUCGAAUUUAAACUUGAAGGAGGAAAAUUACAUUUCGAUUUGAAGUGUUCUGCAGGAUUUCUAGGUGCUAGGCAGGAUAUAAUUGAUGGUGAAUAUAUCGUUUCUUCCGUUAUUGGUUGGCAUAUUGUUGAUCAAAAUUGA
This is a messenger RNA of Dentiscutata erythropus, 1068 nucleotides long. Lineage: Eukaryota; Fungi; Glomeromycota; Glomeromycetes; Diversisporales; Gigasporaceae. The record is from the annotation of a GenBank genome assembly.